UUAUGAAGCAUUUACGGUUUCAACCUUGUCGUAAUGUGAUCACUUUUAUUUCAAAUAAAUAAUAAAAAAAAAAUCAUUUAAGUUUACGCGAAAUUUCUCUUUUAGUUUUGUUUUGUUGCUUGCCGUGUAAGGAACGAUUUUGAGAAGAUGAAGUUUAUGGCGAUUUUUGUGCUUUUAUUUACCAUUUUUUUCACAUUCUCGAGUGGAGAAAUUUCUAAAGAACUCAUUGAAGACCGCGACACAUGCAAAGAAUAUCUUGGUGAAUGUAUGACAUGGUGUAAUGAGAAAAUAAGAAUGCCAGCUAAAGAUUGUCCUAAAGGUUCAUAUUGCUGUGUUCUUCUUACGUAACUUGUGGAUGAAUUAUGGAUAUUUUAAUAUUU
Molecule: messenger RNA, 380 nt
Organism: Chironomus riparius
Lineage: Eukaryota; Metazoa; Arthropoda; Insecta; Diptera; Chironomidae
Source: the annotation of a GenBank genome assembly